UGAUUUUGUCAUUCCAUGUUUAGUUUGGCGCGUAAACGCGUAAAUAAUCUUGUAUAAUGUAAAUUUUGAGCCAAUUUUACUACUUAAUUUAUUUUUCUAAAUGAACUUCUGUGAUAAAUCGUUUUUAACUCAAAAUGGAUUCAGAAAAUAGAGUGGUGGUUUUGAUAGACAUGGACUGUUUUUAUUGCCAAGUGGAAGAAAAAUUAAACCCUGAAUUAAAAGGGAAACCUAUAGCCGUUGUGCAAUAUAACCCAUGGAAGGGUGGAGGGAUCAUAGCAGUAAAUUAUGUGGCGAGAGCAAUGGGAGUCACAAGACACAUGAGAGGUGAUGAGGCAAAGGAGAAAUGUCCAGAAAUACAACUGCCUUCCGUACCCUGUCAGCGGGGGAAAGCAGAUAUUACAAAGUACAGGGAUGCUGGUAAAGAAGUGGCCAAAGUUCUUCAAAAGUUCACAUCCUUGUUAGAGAGGGCAUCUAUUGACGAAGCAUAUUUAGACAUUACUGCUCCAGUACAACAGAGACUAAAAAAUUUAAAUAUAAACACGAUAACUGCAAGCAUAAUCCCCAACACUUACGCCCUGGGCUACGACUGUGUGGAGGAGUUCCUGGCUGAUGUACACACUUGUGGUGCGGAGUCCAUUGACUUUGAUUAUGAACAUGCACAACAUCUCCUUAUUGGGGCCGUUAUCGUCAGUGAGAUAAGAGCUGCUGUGUACAAUGAAACAGGCUACAGGUGUUCAGCUGGAAUCGCUCAUAAUAAAAUUCUGGCAAAACUUGUCUGUGGUAUGAACAAGCCAAACAAACAAACAAUAUUGCCGAAACAUUCUAUCAAUAUACUUUAUAAUACACUUUCUCUGAAAAAAGUGAAGCACCUUGGUGGUAAAUUCGGGGAUAUUGUUUGUGACACUUUGAAAAUUAAGACCAUGGCUGAACUUCAAAGAUUUACAGAAAGAGAGCUCCAAGCGAAGUUUGAAGAAAAAAAUGGCACAUGGUUGUACAACAUAGCACGUGGCACCGACCUAGAACCAGUGCAAGCCAGAUUCAAUCCAAAAAGCAUUGGAUGCUGCAAACAAUUAAGAGGCAAAUCUGCCGUCAAUGACUUGGACAGCUUAAAGAAAUGGCUCAGGGAUUUAGGGGACGAAAUAGAAGAUCGGUUAGAAAAAGAUGCGUUAGAAAACAAUAGGACGCCAAAACAAAUGGUUGUUAGCUACUCUGUACAACUUCUAGAUGGUAGGGAUACCAGCAGUUCAAGAUCUUACAAUUUUGUGAGUGAAGAUGAACUGUGUGGUGAGCUGUUAUCAAAUAAAGCUUUGGAGUUACUUCUAGAAAGUUCUGAAGGAUGUAAACCUAAAGAUGGAGAGGCAAACCGAAAACUGAAGGCACCUAUAAAAUUCUUAGGCAUUAGUGUUGGAAAAUUUGAAGACAAUUGUGAUGCUAAGAAAACAAAAAAGAUAAAAGAUUACUUUGGUGCUGGAACAUCAAAGGACAAGGUAGUUAACAAAGAAAAUGCACCAGAAUCAGAAUCUGAGGCAAAACCAAAUGAAGUGCAAAAGAAACCCAAUAAAAACUGUGAUAAAGAUUACAUACUAAAGAAAUUCUUCCAAACCAAUACAGUUACUACAGAAAACACAAAAUCUGUAGAGCCCCCAGAUAAAUCCGUAAAAAGUGAUGCAGUAUUUGAAUCAAGUCUUUAUAAACAAGAAUCAUUUUUUGCUAAAAUGCUCAAUGGUAAAUUGAAACAAAGUGACCAGCAACCGGGUAAUAAUGAAUGUGAUACGCCAGCAAAACCUACGACACCUGUAUGUGAUGUUGUUCAAUGUGGAGAAAAUAGUAAUGAUACAGAUUACUCAAGUUCUACGAUUAAUAAUGAAAUUAAUAAGAGCAUAGCGCUCUUUGAAGACGAUCCACAAGACGACAUAAGGGUAAAAAGUAUAAGCAGUAUUAGGGAAUUGCUUAAAACUAAGGUGGAAAUUGAUAAUGAACCUGAAACCGAAAACAAUGAUUUAGAAAAUCCCGCAAAUGUACGGGACAAUACUGAAGUUGACAGUCACGCAAAUUUGGUAGAGAAAAUAGAAACUUUCGAUUGUCCAGAAUGUGGUAAGAAGGUGGCUAUUGAUCAAUUUGAAACACAUUCAGAUUACCACCUUGCAUUGAAGCUAAGAGAUGAAGACCGCCAACAAAUGCGUAAAGAUAAAGUAAAAGUUAAUGCUAUUCCAAUACCACCUGCAGAAGACAAACGAAAAAAGAAGAAAACUGACGAACCUGUAAUUAAAAAUGAUACCAAAUCGCUAGCCAACUUCUUAGUCAAACUAAAUGACAAUAUUGUGACUGAGAUGUGCUCUGAAUGCGGAAAGAAGAUACCUGUAGAGAAAUUUGCAGAACAUUUGGAUUUCCAUGAAGCGCAAAGAUUAAAUAGGCAAUUAAAUAAAAAGGCAACUCCAUUAUUUAUAACAAGUAGUGCUAAAAGGAGGAAGAAAUCUGAAUCUCCAGUUAAGAAGACUAAAAUACCUUGUAAAUCUAUUGACUCGUUUUUUAAAUAGCUACCGUACAUCGAGCCAUGAAAAUGAAAUGGAUUUUAUUAUCAUGUAGUAAAAAAAUAUAAUUUUA
Manduca sexta (tobacco hornworm) is the source of this 2604-nucleotide messenger RNA. It is a transcript of the gene DNApol-eta, whose product is annotated as DNA polymerase eta. The transcript has 8 exons. Gene Ontology annotation, cellular component: nucleus; replication fork; site of double-strand break. Bases 135 to 2537 code for a protein of 800 amino acids. NCBI's taxonomy places the organism in Eukaryota, Metazoa, Arthropoda, Insecta, Lepidoptera, Sphingidae. Gene Ontology annotation, molecular function: damaged DNA binding; DNA-directed DNA polymerase activity. Gene Ontology annotation, biological process: response to radiation; error-prone translesion synthesis. The record is from RefSeq and is a predicted model, not a curated record.